ACAAGAGAUGAAGUAUAGGAGUGUGGCACGCGCAACGACCUUCCGAUCCAAACUGACAAUUCAUACCAACUGUCAAAUCGGAGACGAUUUCCGGUUGCCCGAGUCAUGCGGUUUUCAUAUGAAGGAGGGGAGACGGGUACGCUGGGGGAGGUGCAUGCACGUGCUGAGUACGUCUCGCCCGUGGUGAUAUGGGGACAACGACACGCGAACUUAGUCAAGUUCUCAGAAGCUCAGUGACUGGAGACGGGAGACGGCCGAGUGCUGUCCCGUCGUUAGAGAGGAAGGGCGAGGCUUCAGUGUUUCGUAAGCAGUGGUUCUCGACGUUGGCGAGGGCGGGCCAGCGCUUUCGGAAUGUGCAUGCGCGGGAGGGCGUAUCGAAUUCUACGACACGACGCAGCAAUAAUCACUUGAUCACUGAUGGUGCACGCAAAUUCUUUAAGAUCGGACAGCUACUCAUCACCUCAACCUAUCAUGUUGAUAUGCAGCGCUGGGUGCCAGUUCUUAUCUCGUGGGCAGGAGGAGAAACCGUGGGACAUUAUGCUGCUCACUUCACUGCUCUUUUUCGUUCGAUCUUGGAAGUCACACCCGAUGCACCUGAUACCUGGUUUGCCAAUGUUGUGGAUUUCAGUGAGACACAGAGACUUGGUUAUAUGCAGGCAUUCAUGAAAGUCCGGAAAUCCCCAGAACUUUACUGGCUGGACCAUCCUUAGCCAGGAGCACCUGGACCUGGUUGAAGAUUGUCUCCGAUUGCGAGUCGAAGAUUUGUACCGGUGAUGUAAGGAGCAAUACCCGGCAAUCAGUUACACGAAUCAAGAAUAAUUCCACGUUCAUCAGGUAUGAGGAUCAAGGCAGGUUUGAAAAGCUUGUGCUGCAAUUGGUUGACUGUGAAAAUACCGAAGAGUUUAAGAAAACUGCGGAAGAAAUCAGACAGGAGCUUGGAGAAGCCAUGGCCUGGCUAAAUUGGUGGAUCAAGCC
This is a messenger RNA of Saitoella complicata NRRL Y-17804, 975 nucleotides long. RefSeq lists its product as uncharacterized. The record is from RefSeq and is a predicted model, not a curated record. Lineage: Eukaryota; Fungi; Ascomycota; Saitoellomycetes; Saitoellales; Saitoellaceae. The transcript is spliced from 2 exons. Bases 189 to 710 code for a protein of 173 amino acids.